AUGUCAGAAGAAUUUCAAGAAUCCGAGGUUAUAUUUUCCGAUGAAUAUUACACUAAGAACGACACCAAGAGUAACGACACCAAGAGUAGCAACAACGAGAACAACAAAAGAAAGCCGACGGUAACGGAGAAAAGGUCAUCUCCGGUGAGAAUUCCGUCGAGAACUAUUUUCCAGUGUACGGAGGAGGAGGAGGAGGAAGAUGAGGAGAGAGAAAUGACUCCGCCACAUGUCAUAAUCGGGAAACGAAGAAGAGAGGCGCAAAUGGCGUUUUCCUUUUGUACUCUUAAAGGAAGAGACUUGAGUCGUCACCGUAACACCGUUCUUAGGAUGACCGGUUUUUUGGAAGUUUAA
Thlaspi arvense is the source of this 351-nucleotide messenger RNA. The record is from the annotation of a GenBank genome assembly. NCBI's taxonomy places the organism in Eukaryota, Viridiplantae, Streptophyta, Magnoliopsida, Brassicales, Brassicaceae.